Molecule: messenger RNA, 1965 nt
Organism: Peniophora sp. CBMAI 1063
Lineage: Eukaryota; Fungi; Basidiomycota; Agaricomycetes; Russulales; Peniophoraceae
Source: the annotation of a GenBank genome assembly
AUGGAUGUUAACCGCGACGUGCUCUUGGAAAUUUUUGAGUGGCUCGCCGCAAUCGUGGGUGAUCGCCAGGCCAUCCUAACCGAAACGCACGUCUGUCACGGUUGGCGUUGCAUCGUUCUUGGGGAGGCAGCUCUGUGGCGCUCUACAGACGGCGAGCUGGACUCUUGCUUCCCGGUCGGCACGGCCCGCGACAAGGCUCACCCUUGCCGAUUGCGUACCAAGCUGUGCGAUAUCCACAACGGCAACGCCAUUAUACCCGAAUGGGUUCGCUCGUCUGAAAUCUUCACGGUGCCAGGCAAUGGGUUACCAUGGUACACAGCGCUCACGCAGUCCAGCCGGCCUUGGACUGCUCUUUUAGAGCUACACUUCGAAGAGUUCAUGAAGCAGAAGAACGAGGCCGGCCAGCCGAUCGUCUACACGCUCAGCGCCCACACCUUCCCGAACUUGACGCACCUUUCCUGGAAGGGGUCGUUGCCGCAUGGUCUACCUUGUCUGUCAAGCGUGCAAGUCACUUUUGGCUACGUUGACGACUUCCGUGAGGCCAUGCGCAGGUUGCCGCCCACGCUCAGAAUGCUCGACGUCGAUCUCGAGUUCGACGCGGAGAACGGCACGUAUUCGUUGCAAGAGCUGCUGCAACCUCUCUCCGGUAGCGGUUUGGUCGAACUCCACGUCGGGACUUGCGCUCUAAAGUCACCUCGCAACCUGGAAGGAGCGCCACCCGUCGUCUUGAACGAGCUCCAGAAACUCAAGAUGGAUAACGCCUUCAUUCUCCACGCCGAAUCCCUCCGAACCGCCAAACUUCGCGUUGCGGACGUCCGCACUCUGACCCGUGCGAUACCAAAGAGCGCGCUCCUGGAAAGUCUGGACGUCAUGUUCACUACAGUGGUCAGCGACGUGCCCGUACCCGAAGAUGGAUACACCGUGAAUCGCGGCAACAACCCAUUCCCGCGUCUCUUGGCGCUCAAGUGCCAGUCUGGCUUCGAUGGGAAUCUCUCCCAGCUCUCUCAGAUCAUAGCUGUCUCACAGCUCAUCAGCACGACGCUCACCUUCCCCCUCACACACGUGGAGUUUGACGCCACGAGCCCCAUGAACUGGGCGGACUAUGAGGAGCGCGGGAUUCUCUCGCCUUGGGGACCUUGCCUCUACCGACCAGCGCUGAUUCCGGCGAACAACAAGACCUGGACCUCCUUCCUUGACCAUGAUGCGAUGUCCGAGCGGGAUACCCUGGUCAUAACCGCGCGCGAAGGCCCUGGUAGCGAAGAUCCCAAGAUCAUCUUCUCUGUCGUCGGCCGACAUGAGCUUCAGAGCGACGGGUACGCCGGAGCCGAGCUUGCAUGCGGUAUGCACCUUCACGUGGGGAAAGUCAAAUCCGACAUUGCGCCCAAGGUCCGUGACAUCGUGUCGCCACUCAGUGCGGUGCACGCGAUGUCUCUCGUCGCAGACAGCAAGAUAAGGAACGUUCACCUCCGCUGCCUCAAGAGCUUGAAGAAGAAGAAGUUGAAGACUUCGACGCUGCCCGAUUUGCCACUCGACCCCACAGCUCUCGGCCGCGAAGAGCGCGACGUCGCGCAGCUAUGCAGCGAUCUGCGGCGCAUGCUCAACGUCGAAUACUUCAUGGCCGACAUCGAUAACCUUGGCGACAGCGAGCAUGAGGAGAUUGGGUUCCUCAAGGCGCUUCUGAAGAGCAACACCGAGGAGCGCGACACCGGCGUCGACGUGACAAUGCCGAAGCUCGCUUGCAUCGCUGUGCGAGUCACCGCAUCACACCUCUCCGGCCAGUUCUGGAACGAUCUUCUGUCACUGGCCCGUGUGCGUAGCGAUCUGGCUGGCGCGGGCAGAUGCAAAGGGAUGCGCAUUACGAUCUCCUCGCAUUGGGUUUCGAAGGUUGGAAAUGUGACAUUCGGGAAUGACCGCUACUUAGCUGAUCUGGGCUCUGCCGCGAACGUUGUCAUUGAGCACAUCUAG